UAGAGAGAGAAAGAAUAGUUUAGUGAGGAGUGUGUGUUACUGUUGGGUUUGUCUCCUGGGCUACCGGGUUCGCCCGGAGUCCGUGGGCUUUGCCGCUGAACCAGGACACCCCUCUUUUAUCCCUUUUUCUCUCUUCUUCUUCUCCAUCUCGAAGUGAUCAAGAAAUCCAUCCCCCAUCUUUCUCUCUCUUCUGCUGCUCUUAAAGAUUCUCUUAAAGAAAUAUAUAUAUAUAUAUAUAUAUAUAUAUAUAUAUAUCAUCACCCUCUACUCAGAUCUUCUUUCUUCUUUGAAAAAAAAUAUCAUCAAGAAAUCUUGAAAACCCCCCACAAAAGUUCCAUCAGGAAGCCUUGAAAAACUCCCACAAAGUUUGAUCAAGAAAUCUUGAAACAAAAUCCCCAACUUGAAUUUGCUUUUCUUUUUCAUUUCUAGGGUUCCAUGGUGUUAAAAAUUUGGUACGUAGAUGAUUUCCACUUGCUUUGAGCUGAAAACAAGGUGAACGGUUUUGGAAGAGAAGGUAGCUAGGGUUUCAGAAGCUGCUUUGAGGAUGAAGUUCAUGAAACUCGGAUCCAAACCCGAUUCGUUUCAGACUGACGACAACAAUGUUUGGUACGUGGCUUCGGAAUUGGCAACCGACAUCAUCAUCAAUGUAGGAGAUGUGAAGUUCUAUCUGCAUAAGUUCCCAUUGUUGUCGAAGAGUGCUCGUUUACAGAAGUUAGUAGCGAGCACUAGCGAAGGAAACAACGGGGAUGAAAUCGACAUUCACGACAUUCCUGGCGGUCCUGCUGCUUUCGAAAUAUGUGCCAAGUUCUGUUACGGCAUGAUGGUAACCUUAAAUGCUUACAAUGUCGUCACUGCUCGUUGUGCUGCAGAAUAUCUCGAGAUGCACGAAACAAUGGAGAAAGGGAAUCUCAUUUACAAGAUCGAUGUUUUCCUCAGCUCGAGCAUUUUCAGAAGCUGGAAGGAUUCGAUCAUUGUGCUUCAAACCAUGAAAUCUAUGAUGAUGUUAUCCGAGGAACUGAAGCUGGUCAGCCAUUGCAUCGACUCCAUAGCUUCAAAGGUCUCUGUUGAUGUUUCAAAGGUCGAUUGGUCAUAUACUUACAAUCGUAAGAAGCUACCGGAAGAAAGCGAUAGCCACAUAAUGAACGGCAGUCUUAGAAGCAUGACGGUGCCAUCUGAUUGGUGGGUCGAGGACCUGGCUGAGCUCGAGCUCGAUUUAUACAAACGGGUUCUUGUGAAUAUAAAAAACAAGGGUUUAGUACAUGAUGAAGUGAUCGGAGAAGCUUUAAAAGCUUUUGCUUCGAGAAGAUUGCCGGGGUUUAACAAAGGCGUGAUACACAGUGGUGAUGUGUUGAAAACAAGAUCGAUAGUCGAAACAGUCGUGUGCCUUUUGCCGGCCGAGAAAGGCAGCAUUUCGUGUGGUUUCUUGCUAAAGCUGUUGAAAAUGGCUAUUUUGGUGGAUUCAGGGGAAGUUGUGAAGAUGGAUUUAGUGAAAAAGAUUGGUCGUCAACUCGAGGAGGCUUCGGUGCAUGAUCUUUUGAUUCGAGCCAGAGAAGGUGAGCCCACGAUCCAUGACGUGAAAACGGUUCAGAAAAUAGUAGAGGAGUUUAUGGUUCGAGAUCAGGAUCGAAAUGGUGUGUUUGAAGCCGAGGGAAAUGAGAUUCAAGAAGUGAGGAGGUCAACAGGAGGGAUAUUAUCGGAAGCUUCAAAGUUGAUGGUCGCUAAACUUGUUGAUUCGUAUCUUGCUGAGAUCGCAAAGGAUCCGAACCUACCUCUAUCAAUGUUCGUCGAUCUUGCCGAGACGGUCUCCGUCUUUUCAAGACCAGCACAUGAUGGGAUGUAUCGAGCCAUAGAUAUGUAUCUCAAGGCACACCCUGGGAUCAGCAAGAGCGAGAGGAAGAGAAUAUGCAGGCUGAUGGACUGCAAGAAGCUGUCGGUGGAGGCAUGCAUGCACGCGGUUCAAAACGAGCGGCUGCCGCUGCGUGUAGUGGUGCAAGUCCUCUUCUUUGAGCAGGUUCGAGCCGCGGCUUCCUCCGGCAGCAGCACCCCCGACCUGCCGAAAGCAAUCAAGGACCUGAACAGCGGGAGUUCAAGGUCAACCACAACCAACACAGAAGAAGAUUGGGAUGCAGUUGCAACGGCUGAAGAACUGAGGGCGUUAAGGGGGGAGCUGGCGUCCCUGAGACUGGAGAAGAACAACGGUGGACAUGCCAAGAGCCCGUUAGCGGACAGGAGUUCGGUUCAGAAAGUGACAAAGAGAAUCUUCACGAAAAUCUGGUCGAGCAAAAGUGGGAAUGGGGAGAAUAGUGGGUCGGAUUCUUCGGGGAGUCUUGGGUCGGGGAAUCGGGAUGAAGUGAAAGUGGGAACGGGAUCGACUCCUUCGAGAAAAGGGCGGCAUUCGGUGUCUUGAAGGUCUGAUUUUUGUGUUGGUUAAGGUAGGAGGAUGUAGGGAUAAAUGGGGAAGAAGAUGAACUGUAACUAGUUGAAAGAGCUAGUAGCUGCUAUAUGUUAUGAUAUGAUGUAUGAUGGUUUAUGGGUUAUCUCUCCACUAAAUAUAUAAGUAUAAUGGAGUAGCAUGUUUCUG
This is a messenger RNA of Cynara cardunculus var. scolymus (artichoke), 2581 nucleotides long. Its product is annotated as BTB/POZ domain-containing protein NPY2-like. The transcript has 4 exons. The record is from RefSeq and is a predicted model, not a curated record. Gene Ontology annotation, molecular function: protein binding. The coding region runs from base 545 to 2407 and encodes 620 amino acids. Lineage: Eukaryota; Viridiplantae; Streptophyta; Magnoliopsida; Asterales; Asteraceae.